AUGACUGGUCACAGGCGCUCUUCUCUUUCAAUCUUUUUUAGGGGAGAAGAGCCGCAGGAGAGCGAUGAAGCGCAGGCAAACCAACGUUUAAAGCCAAAAGAUCAAGUCCAGUUGACUCCGGAGGAACUUCGUCAACGCAUGCCUCCUAAGAUCUUGUAUCCCCAAAAUCCGCGCGCGCCACAGAACAUUACCCGCUUCUCCUUCAAAGAAAAUCAGUUUAAAAAAGAGGGCGCCGUCGAGCAAACUGUUUUUCAUCUAUGCAUGGAAAGUACGCUCCUUCUGAAGGAGAGUCCAGAAGCUGCAGAGCAAGAGGAGCUCCUGCGUCUCCGGGAGGAAGCAGAGGAACGCCGAAGGCAGUUAGAGGCUGUAGAAGUUUCAAUUGAAGAUGACGGCGCCACACAGGAUGAGGAGGGGAGGGUGAUGCGCAACCAAUUCAACAAUGUGGAUAGGGCCACGCAGAUCAAGAGCCGCCCCACUGUCGAACAAAGCUGCUCAACACUGCCACCUCCGAAACGGCUGUGCUGUGGAACCGCAAAUUACUGGAUGAUAUGGGACGCUUAUGUGAAGGAGGCUGAAGCGCAAAGCCGAAAGGAGAAUGAAACGAAGGUUUUGGAGCGUGUGGUGAGCUUCAACGCUCAGCAAGAGGCUUAUCGAAUCUUUCAAUCUACAGAGGAGGAACCCGCUGAUGCGCCACUGGUGAUCACUCCGAUCUGGGAGUUUAGGUUCUCGCGAGCCAAGGGAAAAGAUGCCAUGGUCCUUCGCUGGAACCCACAUUAUCACGACCUUCUCGCUGUCGGCUUUGUGUGCUGGGAGGUAGAUCCUGCUACCAGCCAACUUUCGUUUUUCUCAGUCUCAGCUGAUGGACGUAUCAUGCGCUGGACUAUACUUAAGAGCAAGCUUGAAUCUGAAGUCCUGCUGACACUGAAGCGCGAUACGGGAACACUUGGAGGAGGCGACGCAUCACCAAACACUGGCUCCUCAGCCGUUCUCCCUCUCGCCACUGGCCUCUGCUUCGAUUUCUGCCCGGCUCGGCCACAAAUGUUUGUCGUCGGAACUGAAGAAGGGGCCAUAUAUAAGUGUUCAAAGGACUAUAGCGGCCAGUUUUUGGGCGCUUACAAAGGCACGCUUCUGGCAGGACGGUGGCACGCCCACAUGUUGCGGUUCCACAACAUAAUGUGA
Molecule: messenger RNA, 1179 nt
Organism: Eimeria mitis
Lineage: Eukaryota; Apicomplexa; Conoidasida; Eucoccidiorida; Eimeriidae
Product: dynein intermediate chain, putative
Exons: 9
Coding region: 1-1179 (392 amino acids)
Biological process (GO): outer dynein arm assembly; cilium movement
Cellular component (GO): outer dynein arm
Molecular function (GO): dynein light chain binding; dynein heavy chain binding
Source: RefSeq, a predicted model, not a curated record